Messenger RNA from Arachis stenosperma, 1440 nucleotides. RefSeq lists its product as uncharacterized. Bases 1 to 1440 code for a protein of 479 amino acids. The transcript has 2 exons. The record is from RefSeq and is a predicted model, not a curated record. Lineage: Eukaryota; Viridiplantae; Streptophyta; Magnoliopsida; Fabales; Fabaceae.
AUGCGGAAAAGGAAGGGCACAUGGGAAGUUAGGAGGUACAACGAACCAAACACGUGUAUGGCCACAUUGAUAUCGAGCGACCACAAGCAGCUUGAUUAUCAUGUCAUCUAUGCGAGAAUCUUUCCAUUGGUUAGAGCUGAUGCGUCCGUGUCGAUUAAGGUGUUGCAAGAGGCAACGAAAGCGACAUAUGAUUUCAGGCCUAGUUAUCGGAAGGUGUGGUUGGCGAAGCAGAAGGCGGUAGCGCAGAUCUAUGGCGAUUGGGAGGAAUCAUAUGCGGAUCUGCCCCACUGGAUCCUUGGGGUCAGAUCCACCAUGGACGGUUCCAUUGCUCUGCUAAAGACCUCCCCGGUUAGAGUGGGUGACCAGGUUGAUGAAGAUAGAGUCUACUUUCAUCGCAUGUUUUGGACAUUCCCUCCAUGUAUUGAGGCAUUCCGCCACUGUAAGCCACUCGUAAGCAUCGACGGAACACACCUGUAUGGAAAGUAUGGCGGGACAUUGUUGUUGGCGAUUGCUCAGGAUGGUAACUCGAAUAUUUUGCCUGUUGCGUUUGCACUUGUGGAGGGGGAAAAUGCGGAGCCUUGGUCAUACUUUCUAUCCAAUCUUAGAAGACAUGUUACUCCACAGCAAGGUAUUCUCGUGAUCUCUGAUAGACACAACGGCAUCAAGGCUGCACUGGAGUCCCCCGAUAGUGGUUGGCGACCUCCCCAUGCUUAUCGGGCAUUUUGUAUUCGGCAUGUUGCUGCAAAUUUUGCCCUUACUUUCAAGGGGCAGGAUGCGAGGAGGUGGCUGGUAAAUGUCGCUUAUGCAAAGACGGAAGCGAAAUUUGACUAUUGGUUUGAUAUAAUGAGGACAGAGAACCCGGCCAUGUGUGAUUGGACAGCAGAGGCACAGUUAGUGUCCGGGCACCGGUUUUCGGAGUCACUUGUUAAGGCCAUUGAGCGGAACUUGAAGGAUUCGAGGUGCUUCACCGUGACUGUGUUAGAUAGGCAUCAACUUGACUAUACAGUGGCUGAGACUACCCCCACGGGCAAAUUCUCGUUAGGUAGCUAUCGAGUUUCUCUACAGGAUCGCACCUGCGACUAUGGAUACUUCCAGGCGCUGCACUACCCCUGUUGCCAUGCCAUCGCAUGCUGUGCACAGUCACGGCUAGAUUGGGCCACUUACGUCGAUGAAGUGUACACCAUGUCUGAGGUGUUUAAGGUGUAUCAGAUGUCCUUUGCACCUUGUAUUCCAAAGGGGCUUUGGCCCCCGUAUGACGGUCCGACUGUGAUCCCUGACCCGAGCAUGAGACGGGCAAGAGAAGGACGACCACGGUCCACCCACAUCCGCAACAACAUGGACGAAGCUGACACCAGUCGACCGAAGCGGUGUGGCCUAUGCAGGCAGCCCGGUCACACCCGAAGGGGUUGCCCUCAGCGAGGUUCUACCAGCGGCAUCUAG